UGACAGGAGCCGUUCCUGAAGGCAACCUCGCAGCAAGCCAGAGACAGAGACAUGCUGGAGGAUAAGGAUAAUUUAUAAGAAAGUCCGCCAUGCAUUUCUUCGCUCUCACCGCGACGCUUCUGCUCCCCCUGGCUUCUCAGGCCAUCGAUAUCAUCUCCUCUAAUGAUGACGGAUGGGCAGAGGUCAACAUUCGCUCGCUGUACAGCGCUCUGACCGCCGCUGGUCACUCCGUGGUGAUUUCUGCCCCAGCCGAAAACGAAAGCGGUACCGGCUCAAGCACUCGUACUCCCACCGUCUUGACCGAGGCGUGCGAGUUUGACAGCUGCCCCGUGGGCAGCCCCGCGUAUGGCUAUAACGCCUCACAGCCGCGCUUCAACUACGUCAACUCGUACCCGGCCACCUCGAUCCAGUACGGCAUCCAGAAUCUGUCGACCAAGUUCUUCGACGGCGUGCCCGACCUCGCCGUGACGGGCCCUAACGUGGGCAACAACCUGGCUCUGACCGUGCUCUUCUCCGGCACGGUUGGUGCCGCCGUCUCAGCCGUAGAGAGUGGUAUUCCUGCGAUUGCAUUCUCGGGAGAUACGGGCUCGCAGACCGCGUGGAAUGUGUCGCCUACACCACUGUACAGCCAGGUGUACGCGGAGCUCGCGACCACCCUGACAGACCAUCUAAUCGCAUCGGGGGCACCUCCUUACCUGCCGCCCGACAUCUGGCUGAACGUCAACUUCCCGGCCGUCAGCAACGACAGCUGCAACAGCGCCGACCAGUUCAGCUUCGUGCUUUCGCGCAUCUACACGGCCGUUCCCCUGAUCUCGGGUGCCGAUGUGGAGACAUGCGGCAGCACACGCCUGCCGACGGAGACUGCGGUCGUCGACACCGCUGGUUGUUACGUGGCUGUCUCGGUGGGCAACACUGACAAGCGGGAUGGGAAUGCCACCCAGCAGGCUGUGGUGUUGGACAAGCUGAGCGACCUGCUAGUGUGCCUGCCAUAGCAGUAAAUCUACCCUACCUGAUUAGUGCGUGGUAGUAGUAUAGUACAUAAUAUAUAUAGCAUAUAGUGCAUAUAAAAUUAGAUAUUCCUUAACAACAUCUCAAAUUGGCUAGGGUCGGUUAUGAGCCAUAGAACGCAUGAUUUUAGAAGAAAGCGGUCAGCUCACAUUCUGCAAUAGAACGGCAAGAACAGUCAUGGAAAGGAAAAGAAACUCUUCAAAAUUCUCUGGAAUACAGUUUUCCGAUAUAAAUAUCUUGUUGGACCAGUAUAAAGCUAC
Talaromyces proteolyticus is the source of this 1268-nucleotide messenger RNA. Its product is annotated as acid phosphatase precursor. The coding region runs from base 90 to 992 and encodes 300 amino acids. The transcript has 2 exons. The record is from RefSeq and is a predicted model, not a curated record. Lineage: Eukaryota; Fungi; Ascomycota; Eurotiomycetes; Eurotiales; Trichocomaceae. Gene Ontology annotation, molecular function: nucleotidase activity.